Messenger RNA from Cyphellophora attinorum, 3144 nucleotides. Its product is annotated as putative dipeptidyl-aminopeptidase B. NCBI's taxonomy places the organism in Eukaryota, Fungi, Ascomycota, Eurotiomycetes, Chaetothyriales, Cyphellophoraceae. Bases 1 to 3144 code for a protein of 1047 amino acids. Gene Ontology annotation, biological process: proteolysis. The record is from RefSeq and is a predicted model, not a curated record. The transcript has 3 exons. Gene Ontology annotation, molecular function: serine-type peptidase activity; dipeptidyl-peptidase activity.
AUGGAGGAGGCGCAGGCGCAUGCUACAGCUGGGGCUGGCAUUUUCCACAUCCCCUCAAGAUCAGAGACGUCAGCUCGACACAGCCACUCGCUACAGACAAGGAGGGAAAGACCACUUCCUCUAUCGCUGAGCACGUCUUCGCCGCCAACAUCGCCGCAGCCGCACUCACCUCGGCGACGUAUACCAUUCCCAUCUCCAUCGAACAGCGACGACGAGCACGUGUUCGAAUUGGAGAAAAUCGCGUCGUCGCCUCGGCGCAGUCGGACACAAUUCAGCUGUACGGCAGCAAGUCAAUGUGCAUCGCCAUCGUAUACAGAAGCAUGUCCUGAUAGCAACCUUGUCUUUCGGAACCCUCCCGACUGGAGCGGAGUCUUCGGGCGGAAGGCGCACGGUCCUCUGGACAGUAGCAUAGUACUGCACAGCGCGGAGCGUGAGGAAAGAAGAGGCCAAAUACAGAUCGGUAUGGACCGGACACAGCAAUCGAGCAGGUUGCCAGGUUUGUCGUCCGCUGAGGACGUACAAGAGGGCAUAACCCACGAAGGCGCAGGGCUCAGCAGGCGAGAUAGCAUGGGCAGUGUCAGCUCCGCGUCCACGACGAGCCUCGUCCUGGAAAACUUGAACGAGAUGGGUGAGCACGCGGAACGGGAAGGCUUUCUGCCAAAGAAGAGUCGGCGUGAGGAUGGUCAUAAACGGAAACGAAGCAAUGGUGGCAUUGGAUAUCGCGACAGUGACAGCGAUCUCGAGCUACCACGAUUCAAUGAAAAGGGCCAUCGCGAACGGGGAAGGGACAUGUCCGGCACACUUCGUCGAGCGAUCGUGAUCCUCAGCAUUUUAGCAGCCGCAGGCUGGGGAGCUGCAAUUGUCUUCUUUAUGCUUUCAGGUAGGCAUAAAUUUGGGGCAUACGAGUAUGAUGACGAGAACCCUCGGAUCGGCUCCGGUAGAAAGGUCACGCUCAAACAGAUUCAGAGAGGAGAGUGGCACAUGCGGACCGCGCCAAUCACUUGGAUUGAUGGACCGAAUGGGGAGGACGGCCUCGUGCUCGAAGUAGGCGCACAUGGGAAGGAUUACGUGGUCGUCGAGGACAUUCGAUCGAGGUCCAACGACGGAAAGAACGACAGCGCAGAGAUCUUCAAAGCAAAGACCCUUAUGAAAUCGAGCGUGUUCGGCUUUAAUGGUGUAUCUUAUCAGGCUGCCUCGAUCGAGGUGAGCCCGAACAUGAAGAAGAUCCUUGUUCUUGCAAACAGGGAGAAAGUCUUUCGUCACAGCUAUACCGGACUGUACUUCAUACUGGACAUUGAGAGUCAUUCUUGGGAGGCAUUAGAUCCUGCAAAGCCAUUGACCAGGGUACAGCUCGCCCAAUGGAGUCCGAAUGGUGAUGCAAUUGCGUUCACACGAGACAACAACCUGUUCGUGCGCAUGUUGAACAACACAGCUGUAAGACAAGUCACCAAGGAUGGCGGAAGUGAGUACUUCUACGGUAUCCCAGACUGGGUCUACGAAGAGGAGGUCUUCAGUGGCAGGAUCGCGACGUGGUGGAGCCGCGAUGGCCAAUAUGUUGCAUUCCUCAGAACCAACGAAACAACCGUGCCGGAGUAUCCCGUUGAGUACUACAUUCAACGCCCCAGUGGUGUCGAACCGGACAAGGGUCUAGAGCACUAUCCUGAGACUAGAAGGAUCAAGUAUCCUAAAUCUGGAGCUCCGAACCCGGUGGUCGACCUGCUCUUCUAUGAUCUGGAACGGAAUGAGAACUUCGAAGUUGAGGUUAGUGGCGGCUUCAAGGACGACAAUCGCCUCAUAACGAAUGUGCUCUGGGCAGAUGGCGGUAAAGCAUUGAUCCAAGAGGCCAACCGUGUCAGUGACCGGAUCCGAUACGUGCUUGUCGAUGUAGCUGCUCGGACGGGCAAAACAGUCCGGGAGAUCGAUCUGAAGAAAGAAGGCUUGGGGUGGGUCGAGCCUGGGCAAAAGACAACUUAUAUACCUGCUGACCCCAACAACGGCCGACCUCACGAUGCUACAUCGCCACAGUCGCCUACGAGGUGGGAAGUUGAUGACGCGCCAUCGGCGGUCGACCUGAAGAAUAACAUGGUCUACUUCCUCUCGACCGCAGUCGCUGUCACCCAAAGGCACCUUUUCAGUGUCUCCCUGACAGAACCAAGGGGCUCGAUCAAGCCUGUGACCGCCAUCACCAGCCCCGGCUAUUGGACCGCCUCCUUUUCCUCGCUUGCAUCUUACAUAUCUCUCACAUACCUAGGGCCAUCCAUUCCCUACCAAAAGGUCGUCUCGGCGGGCGAUCAAGGUGCCUCGUUCUCAAUGAUCUUGGAAUCAAACGAUGCUCUCGCCGACAUGGCUUCCACUCACGAGCUCCCACACCUAGUCUACACCAAUCUGACUGUCAAUGGCGCCACACUGCAAAUCCUCGAGCGUCGUCCACCACACUUUGACCCGAAACGUGAAUACCUGUUGUCUUCUACCAUCAUACCUCGCCGCCAAUCAAGCUACAUUGUCAUCACCGUCGACGGUCGCGGCACGGGCUUCUCUGGCCUCGAGCAUCGCAAAGUCUUGCGGGAGCACUUCGGGACCGUCGAGCCGGCUGACCAAAUCGCUGUCGCCAAACACUAUGCGAAGAAGUCAUAUGUUGACUCCGAGCGCAUUGCCAUCUGGGGCUGGAGCUACGGCGGCUAUACGACCCUCAAGACACUCGAGAUGGACGCAGGCGAGACCUUUCACUACGGCAUGGCCGUUGCUCCCGUCACCGACUGGGCGUUCUACGAUAGCAUCUACACCGAGCGGUACAUGCUCACACCAGAGCAGAAUCCCGAGGGGUAUGCGGAAGCAAAAGUCAGCAACGUGACGGCAAUGGCGCAGAAUGUGCGCUUUCUGAUAAUGCAUGGCACUGGCGACGACAAUGUGCACAUGCAGAAUACUUUGACUUUGUUGGAUGAAUUUGAUUUGGCAGGCGUUACGAAUUAUGAUGUACAUUUCUGGCCGGAUAGCGAUCAUAGCAUUUAUUUUCAUGGAGCGAAUCCUUUGGUAUGGGAGAGGCUGAGUGGAUGGUUGGACAGGGCUUUCAAAGGAGAGUUCUACAUGAAGGUGGAUGCCGUCAGGGACGGCGAUGGGUCAAAGAAACGGGAUCUGGGCUGGUAG